Messenger RNA from Coffea eugenioides, 1556 nucleotides. Its product is annotated as putative esterase YitV. Gene Ontology annotation, molecular function: serine-type peptidase activity. The transcript has 13 exons. Gene Ontology annotation, biological process: proteolysis. Lineage: Eukaryota; Viridiplantae; Streptophyta; Magnoliopsida; Gentianales; Rubiaceae. The coding region runs from base 33 to 1397 and encodes 454 amino acids. The record is from RefSeq and is a predicted model, not a curated record.
CACAAAACUUCCUCCUCCUCGAAAUAAUUUUAAUGUCAGUAGCAGCAAUGAAUAUGAACAUUGUUCCAAACAUCGCUCCAAAAAUGCAGAGAUUAGCACAAGCCCGCACCCUGUCCCACGUGCAUGUUUACAGUCACACGUUGCCUGCCCGCCAUUUCAUCAACUCUCCCACGUUGUCCCAAUCAUCACUUGUCAGCAGCAGAAGCAGCAGCUAUAAAAGUCAAACCACCUCCUUAAAGUUCUUCAAGUUACAACUGAACAUCACCAACUCAGCUAGCACUACGAGCCACCAAGAAGAAAGGGUUGAAACCAUGGAUUCUGAGAAGCUUCGUCUUGAAUUGCUUGAAGUCCUUCGCAGCAGAAGAACCCCAGAAUGUCUGUCUGCUGUGCUCACUGUUUGUUUCCAUCUGACUGUGGAACCUGGGAAGCCAGUGGAGGACCCUUUGUAUCAGGAGACUCCUAAGCCAACCUUGAGUCCGGCCAUGGAAUCCUGUCCAAAGAAAGAUAUUCCCAACUUUAAAGAAUUGCUCAAAGAGGAGAACUUUUACUUGACUACUGAGGCUGGAGAGCAAGGACGCUUGCCUGUGCUGAUACUGAGCUUGAAAGAUAGCACUCCGCAGAAGAGGCCAGCUAUUGUUUUUCUGCACAGUACGAAUAAAUGCAAAGAGUGGUUACGACCGUUGCUUGAGGCGUAUGCUUCAAGGGGAUAUAUAGCAGUUGCUAUUGAUUCUCGUUAUCAUGGAGAGCGUGCUAGAAGCUUGACAACGUAUCGAGAUGCCCUCGUGUCAUCAUGGGAAAAAGGUGAUACGAUGCCAUUCAUAUUUGAUACGGUGUGGGACUUGAUAAAACUUGCAGAUUAUCUCACACAAAGGGAAGAUAUAGACCCACUCAGGCUAGGGAUCACUGGUGAAUCACUUGGAGGAAUGCAUGCAUGGUUUGCUGGUGCUGCGGAUACUCGCUAUGCUGUGGUUGUACCUAUAAUUGGUGUUCAAGCCUUCAAAUGGGCUAUAGAGCAUGACAAGUGGCAAGCUCGAGUUGAUAGUAUCAAGGCAGUAUUCGAAAAGGCAAGGAUUGAUUUAGGCAAGACUGCAAUCGAUAAAGAAGUGGUACAAAAGGUCUGGGAUAGAAUAGCUCCAGAUCUAGCCUCCAAGUUUGAUUCACCUCAUACAAUUCCAGCUAUUGCACCACGUCCGCUGCUGAUCUUAAAUGGUGCUGAAGACCCGCGGUGCCCUUUGCCUGGCCUGGAAAUUCCAAAAUCAAGAGCACAAGAGGCUUAUAUAAAGGCCAGUGCAUUGGAUUCUUUCAAGCUUAUAACAGAACCAGGAAUCCCUCACCAGAUGACGCCCUUGAUGGUAAAAGAAGCAAGUGAUUGGUUUGACAGGUUCUUCAUGACAUAAUAGCAUGUAAUCUCUGAAAUAGUAACUGGAGUUUAAAGUUGUGUUAUGGCCUUGAAAAUGCAAUAUAAUGUGAGAAACAAUUAUAGCGUCAUGAUGUGAUGUAUAUGAUUCUUCGCUUCUCUGUUGCCCAAAUCCAAUUUUAGUUGCUUUUUUUUCUCC